GGCGGCGGCAGCGGCGGGCGGAGCAGGAGGAGCGGCGGCGGCGGGGCCCCCCAGUGGCGGCGGCGUGGGAGCGGGUGGACAGCCGCAGCCCUCUCCUGCCCCGGCGGCUCCGGCUCCAGGAGCAGCAGGGGCAGUAACCGGGGCGCCCCCUCCGCCCUCUCCGUCGUCUCCUGCGCCUGCCCCGCCGACACCAGCCGUAGUGCCGGCGCCGGCGGCGCCUCCUCCUCCUCCUCCUCCUCCUCACCCCGCCAGCCUCCGGGCUCUCCAGGCACAUCCGCCCCAGCAAAUCCCUCGGGGACCUCUGCAGCAGCCCCUGGAGGAUCGGAUCUUCACUCCGGCGGUCUCAGCUGUGUACAGCACUUUCAUCUCCUCACAGGUCACACAAGUUGCAAGACAGCCUGGCCCUCCUGCCCCCUCCCCUUACGCUGCACAUGAAAUAAGCAAGGGGCACCCAGCCCUUGCUGCAACGCCGCCAGGACAUGCAUCCUCCCCUGGCCUCACCCAGCAGCCAGGAGGGAGGAGGGACAGAAGCUUUCCACCCCACCCAAGAGCCAGCAGUCUUUUUGAAGAUCCAAGGGAACUGGUGCAAAGGAUUCUGGGAUGUGGGAUGGCCCCUUACCCCUCUGGACAGAAUGCAGCACCAACCACACUGGUCUAUCCGCAGGCCCCUCAGACGAUGAGCACACAGCCGCAGACACGCUCGCCGCCCAGCAGAGCAGUGCCAAUACAUUGCACAGACAACUGGAAGCGGAGGAAGGUUUUGGAACAGAGCCCGGUUUACAGGUCCUUGGCGGAAAGAGGCUGGAUAAAAUACUGCAUUUUUGCAGCGGGGCCUCGACCUGCCCAUCAUCAUCAGUUUUUCCAGAGGCCUCAAAUACAGCCUCCUAGAGCAGCGAUCCAGAACAGCAGCCCUCCCCUCCGUCCUGGUGCACAAACGCCAACAGCAGUCUAUCAGACCAAUCAACACAUCAUGAUGGUGAACCACCUUCCUAUGCCGUAUCCAAUGCCUCAGGGCCCCCAAUACUGUAUACCACAGUAUCGUCACAGCGGCCCUCCGUAUGUUGGGCCUCCACAACAAUAUCCUGUUCAGCCACCGGGGCCUGGACCAUUUUACCCAGGACCGGGGCCUGGAGAGUUCCCCAAUGCCUACGGAGCCCCUUUCUAUCCAAGCCAGCCGGUGUAUCAGUCAGCACCCAUCAUAGUGCCUACGCAGCAACAGCAGCCGCUCCCACCAGCCAAGCGUGAGAAGAAAACGAUUCGCAUCCGGGACCCCAACCAAGGGGGCAAAGACAUAACAGAAGAAAUUAUGUCUGGCGGAGGAAGCAGAAACCCCACGCCUCCCACAGUCAGGCCCUCGUCUACACCCACACCUCCCCAGCAGCUGUCCAGCCAGGUCCCGGAGCACAGCCCUGUGGUGUACGGGACUGUGGAGAGCGCUCACCUUGCUGCCAGCACCCCCAUCACUGUGACUAGCGACCCGAAACAAGAAGAGAAGCCUAAAGCAGAUCCAGUAUUAAAAUCUCCUUCCCCUGCCCUCAGACCAGAGCCUAGUGGAGAGAGAAAAGAUCAAACGGGCCUGACAGCGGAGACCCCUGCCUCCUCGGAGACCUCCUCAGAGCCUCCUCUCAUGGCUUUGCCCUCCCCUGUUGCAGUCGUUGCUGCUGCUGCCACCGCAUCUGCUGCUGCCACCCCUCUUCUUCUUCCUAAGCCAAUGUUUGUGGCAGACUCAGAGGAUGGAUGCGAACUCGCUUCACUGAAGCAAGAGGCUCCCCCUCUUCCUAGCGCUGCGCCCUGCGUGGAAGUACCCGCCUGCCUCCCGACCGAAGAAGCCACCGCUGAUGUAGGCAGGGAGCCCCCUAGAAUAGUCCCUAACGAUCUCCAAGUGACUGCUAGUACUACUUUAAUUAAUGAACUGAAUGGAGUUAGUGAAAGGGUAAAUGCGACUGACAGCGUCGUAGAACUAGAUGAACCGGAGGUGGUUGUGCCCUUGGCUGUGGAGCUGGAGAGCCCGGAAGCACCACUGGCCGAAGGGGAAAGUGUGCCAUCUUCUGCUUCCGUUGUUACUCUUCCCACCAUCCCGUCUCCUCCCCCGUCUCCGCCCCCAAUGCCUCCCAGCCCUCCCCUUUUUGCUGCUGCUGCUGCUGCCAGCACUACCACUCCUCCUCUUCCGCUACCUGGUGCCCUCCCUGCUCUUCAGGGGGAUGUAGAAGGAGAGGAGACCGCAAGAACUACCCUUAGCGAAGACAUGGAAGAAACGCCGGAGGAAGAAGAGGUGGAGGUGGACAGUCGGCCAGAGGAAGACGCCCUGGAGUCUCAGGGCUUGAAUCCCAAGAAGGGCCCUGCAGCAGCCCAGACAGCUGUAACUGCACCAAAGACGUGGAAGAAACCAAAAGAGCAGAGCCAGGCCACCGAGGAGGGGGUGGAGGCUGAGCCCGAGCCUAAAGCAGAAACGGAACCUGGAGGUGACCAAAUACUUGAAUCGGAACAAGAGGCAAUGAGUCAGAAGCCUUGUCCCAGGAGGGACUGCCCCGCUGACCCUAAAAUAGCAAAAGCUGUGGAAGAAAACGGCGAGCAGGAAGGGGAGCCCAUUCGUAAUGGCGCCGAGAGUGUUUCUGAGGGAGAAGGAGGCAAUGGGAAUUCAGGCUGCGCAGAGAGUCCCAGCGAAGCCCCAGCCUGCCAGCAUAAAGCAGAACAGUGGAAGCCCCUGGACUCUGAAGGGAAGAAGCAGUACGACCGGGACUUCUUGCUCGACUUCCAGUUCAUGCCUGCUUGCGUCCAGAAGCCAGAGGGGCUGCCGCCCAUCAGCGAUGUGGUCCUUGACAAGAUCAAUCAGCCAAAACUGCCUCUUCGAACUUUGGACCCUCGGGUAUUGGCACGGGGUCCAGAUUUCACACCGGCGUUUGCAGACUUUGGAAGACAGAUCCCUGGUGGGCGGGGAGCGCCUGGGAGUGCCUGCAAAGUGCAGCCCCCUCCUGGGCUCCAGCCUCUUGCUCGGUGUGGCCCCCCAGCAUGCCCUUUAUUGGUCUCGUCUCACCCACAGCUGAGGAACCUGGCAAUAGGGCUGUUGAACGUUGGACCACGGAGAUCGCAGCCAGGCCAGAGGCGAGAGCCCAGGAAGAUCAUCACGGUUUGCGUCAAAGAGGACGUCCACCUGAAAAAAGCUGAGAAUGCCUGGAGGCCAAGCCUAAAGCGUGAGACGCAAGCAGAGGACCCCGAGAACAUCAAGACCCAGGAGCUGUUCCGCAAGGUUCGAAGCAUCUUAAACAAGUUGACGCCACAGAUGUUCAAUCAGCUAAUGAAGCAAGUGACCGAUCUAACUGUGGACACGGAAGAGAGGUUGAAAGGUGUCAUUGAUCUGGUGUUUGAGAAAGCCAUUGAUGAACCCAGCUUCUCUGUGGCCUAUGCAAACAUGUGCAGAUGUCUUGUCACGCUGAAAGUGCCCAUGGCAGAUAAGCCCGGAAGCACUGUCAACUUCCGGAAGCUGCUCCUGAACCGUUGCCAGAAGGAAUUUGAGAAGGACAAAGCUGACGAUGACGUCUUUGAGAAGAAACAGAAAGAACUGGAAGCCGCCACCACGCCGGAGGAGAGGACCCGGCUUCACGAUGAGCUGGAGGAGGCCAAGGACAAGGCCCGGCGGCGGUCAAUCGGGAACAUCAAGUUCAUUGGGGAGCUCUUCAAGCUGAAGAUGUUGACGGAGGCCAUCAUGCACGACUGCGUGGUGAAGCUCUUGAAGAACCAUGACGAGGAGUCCUUGGAGUGCCUGUGCCGCCUGCUGACCACCAUCGGAAAAGACUUGGACUUUGAGAAAGCCAAGCCUCGCAUGGACCAGUAUUUCAAUCAAAUGGAGAAGAUAGUAAAAGAGAGAAAAACCUCUUCUAGAAUCCGGUUCAUGCUUCAAGAUGUCAUAGAUCUUAGGCAGUGUAAUUGGGUCUCACGGAGGGCAGACCAAGGCCCCAAGACGAUAGAGCAGAUUCAUAAAGAAGCAAAAAUCGAGGAGCAGGAGGAGCAGCGGAAAGUCCAGCAACUGAUGACCAAAGAGAAGAGACGGCCCGGUGUCCAGAGGGUGGAGGAGGGCGGCUGGAACACGGUGCAGGGGGCAAAAAAUAGUCGUGUGCUGGACCCCACCAAGUUCCUUAAAAUCACCAAGUCCACCAUAGAUGAGAAGAUCCAGCUUGUGCCUAAAGCCCAGUUGGGCAGCUGGGGGAAAGGCAGCAGUGGUGGAGCCAAGGCCAGCGAGAUUGAUUCCUUACGACCAAGUGCCACUAGUUUGAACCGAUUCUCUGCACUGCAGCCUCCCGUAUCGUCCGUGUCUGCCUCAGCCACAUCCACAGAGUUGGACUCUCGCAGGGCCUUAACUAGUCGGGGCAGCACAGGCCGGGAGAAGAACGACAAGCUGCUCCCCUCUUCGGCUUCCCGUCCAAACAUCUUCUUGCGGGUCAGCAGCAGCAAAGAGCAGCUCUUGGACAACCAAGCACAGGAGGAUCAGCGGAGGGAGAUGCUGGAGGCCGUCAAGCAGUUAACAGGGGGCCUGGAAGCUGACCGAACCAGCACUGAGGCAGAGAGGAACAAAGCCAAGGAAACAGCCAAGUCUGAAAUUUCCACAUCCCCUGCCCAAGAAAAGCCUGCGUUGUCAGAAGAAGAAAUAGAGAGAAAGUGCAAAUCUAUCAUUGAUGAAUUUUUGCACAUUAACGAUUAUAAGGAAGCGAUGCAGUGCGUGGAGGAGUUGAGCGUUCCGGGGAUGCUGCCUGUGUUUGUGCAAGUGGGAGUGGAAUCCACCCUUGAGAGGAGUCAGAUCACCAGAGACCACAUGGGCCAGUUGCUAUAUCAGCUGGUGCAGUCGGAGACACUAAGCAAGCAGGACUUCUUCAAGGGAUUUGCAGAUACCUUGGAGAUGGCAGACGAUAUGGCUAUUGAUAUCCCUCACAUCUGGUUAUACCUGGCUGAAUUGGUGACACCCAUAUUGAAAGAAGGAGGAAUCUCUAUGAGAGAACUUCUUACAGAAUUUAGCAAACCCUUACUUCCUGGGGGAAGAGCUGGCGUCUUGCUUUCCGAAAUCUUGCACCUUCUAUGCAAACAAAUGAGCCAUAAGAAAGUGGCAGCCUUAUGGAGGGAGGCUGGCCUCAGUUGGAAAGACUUCUUACCUGAAGAGGAGGAUGUCCACACCUUUCUCAUGGAACAGAAGUUGGACUUCACAGAGACGGAUAGCUCCAGUUCCUCAGAAGCACUUUCAAAGAAAGAACACUCUGCUGAAGAUUUGAACAAACAGUUGGAAAAACUCAUUAUUGAGGACAAGGCGAACGACGAGCAGAUUUUUGAUUGGGUAGAGGCAAAUCUAGACGAAAGCCAGAUGAGUUCACCUACAUUCCUUAGAGCUUUAAUGACAGCAGUUUGUAAAGCCGCUAUUAUAGCGGACAGUUCUAGCUUGCGAGUGGACACUGCUGUUAUCAAGCAGAGAGUGCCGAUCUUAGUUAAGUACCUAGACUCGGACACAGAGAAGGAACUACAAGCACUUUACGCACUACAAGCAUCAAUAGUAAAACUUGAUCAGCCUCCUAAUUUGUUACGGAUGUUUUUUGAUUGCCUGUACGAUGAGGAGGUGAUAUCAGAGGAUGCCUUCUACAAGUGGGAAGGCAGCAAAGACCCAGCAGAACAGAACGGGAAAGGCGUAGCAUUAAAAUCAGUCACGGCAUUCUUUACGUGGCUACGAGAAGCCGAAGAAGAGUCAGAGGAUAAUUAAAACUGAUUACAAAAAAAAGCCCUAAAAAAAACCUUAAAAAAAUAACUAUUUUUUUUAAAAAAAGUUUCACGUCUUCGCCAAUCACAGUGCAGCAAGGCCAAUUCUCGCGCAGAAACCCCCCCUUACCCCACAUGUGCACGAGUGGGAGAGGAAAAAAUAAAUAUAAACGCAAAGGCGAUCAUGGAGGACAAAAAGUACUUGGAAAAUUCAAGUCCACUUCAAACCUGAGGGCAGGAGCACUAAACCAAAAUACAGCUAUUUAUAGAAAAUAUUUUGUUUUAAUGUUUUUCCUUUUUAAACAAGGACUCCUACUUUAGAAAGAAACAAAUCUGUUUUGACAAAAAAGUGAGAACUUAAUUUAUUAUUUUAAGAACUGCAAAUGGCAGUGUAAUUUUUAAAUUUGCAGUUUCUGUAACAAAUUGUAUAAUAGACAAAAAAAGCAGAGAAAUAAAUUUCCCUACCUUUCAGAUCACCUCAGUUUUGUUUCAAAGUACGAUAGCUGUGUAUUAAAUUUUAAAAGGAGUUGGGAAUGACCUAGAUGAGGGAGAUGAACUUUUAGGAGAAGUCCACCAGAUUUUUCUGCCUGCCUCUCAGCUUGCUUCCAAAAUUCAAACACCACCACAAAGCAACAAAGUGUAACCGAAGGAACCGCGUUUGAGAAAAUGGCUGUGGACCAGACUGCUUGGGAAAUGACUCGUUCAAAGCAAACAGUGCUAUCCUGGAAGAAAAAGAAAAAGUACUAGUGAUACUUUCAGAACCUUUAGAGCAACUUUAAGGCUUGUAAAUACAUAGAACAAAUAUUUAAAAAAAGAAAUUGACUCGAUACUAUUUCUUUUCACUUUCAAAAUAUAAAGAACAAAAUAAAGACAAACCUUGCAAGUUUAAAAA
Rhineura floridana is the source of this 6625-nucleotide messenger RNA. RefSeq names its product eukaryotic translation initiation factor 4 gamma 3 (gene EIF4G3). The record is from RefSeq and is a predicted model, not a curated record. Gene Ontology annotation, cellular component: eukaryotic translation initiation factor 4F complex. Gene Ontology annotation, molecular function: mRNA binding; translation initiation factor activity; protein binding. NCBI's taxonomy places the organism in Eukaryota, Metazoa, Chordata, Lepidosauria, Squamata, Rhineuridae. The transcript has 37 exons. The coding region runs from base 608 to 5737 and encodes 1709 amino acids.